Suncus etruscus (white-toothed pygmy shrew) is the source of this 1889-nucleotide messenger RNA. RefSeq names its product centriole, cilia and spindle associated protein (gene CCSAP). Gene Ontology annotation, biological process: regulation of mitotic spindle assembly. Lineage: Eukaryota; Metazoa; Chordata; Mammalia; Eulipotyphla; Soricidae. The record is from RefSeq and is a predicted model, not a curated record. Bases 1 to 756 code for a protein of 251 amino acids. The transcript has 3 exons. Gene Ontology annotation, molecular function: microtubule binding. Gene Ontology annotation, cellular component: axon; ciliary transition zone; ciliary basal body.
AUGGCCCCGGGGAGCGGGGUGAAGAGCGAGUACAUGAAGCGCUACCAGCAGCCGCGCUGGGACGAGCUGGCGCCCUGCUACCGCGAGCUGCUGCACUACCGCCUGGGCCGCCGGCUGCUGGAGCAGGCCCACGCGCCCUGGCUCUGGGACGCCUGGGCCCCGGCCGGCAGCUCCGACGCGGCCUCGUCCGCCUCUUCGGGCGCCGGCAGCCUCGGCGCCUCCCCGGCCUCCCCCAGGCCGCUGCCCGCGGAACCCGCGGCGCCCGGGACGCGGGAGGAUCCGAGCGCGGCGGCGCCCGCGAAGGACGCGACGCAGACAGCACUGCCAGUGACAGAUGUAAAAGAAAAAUCCGAGCAGCAGAUCAGAACAAAAGAAACUGACAAAUCACCUAACAGUAUUGAACCUCAACAACAAAGUGCCUUACUUGCUAAAGGAAAUAGGAAAGCAGUCAAAAGUCCUCAAAGAGCCUCAAGUAAAGUAAAAGAAAAGUCUCCAUUUGUACUUUAUGGGUGGGGAGAGAGACAGAUGAAUACAGGAAGCCAGAAAACGCACAACGUCUGUGCUUCGGCCCCAGUGCAUGAGAUUCAUGAAUCGGCAUUACGAGCCAAGAACAGAAGACAGGUGGAAAAAAAAAGACUGGUUGCUCAGAGGCAGCGUGCCCACUCUGUAGAUGUGGAGAUAAACAGAAAGAUAAAGUCUUCCUCAGAGAAUCCAUGGAUGACAGAAUAUAUGAGAUGUUAUUCAGCAAGAGCAUAAACAAUGAAACUGAGGCAUGGGUGGCUUCUUUUUAAAAGUAUAAAUAACAUAAAGAAAAACUCCAAAAGAAACCGGACACAGGUCUAAGAAACCAACUGAUUAUGCAAGGUUUUCGUAGGGACUUUCUAAAAGAUUAUUCUAUUUUGAUGCUCCUGUUCUCCUACCUCAGCAGUAGGGUGAAGGUUGAAGCCAUAGACGUUUGGUUAUUUAUGAAGACAAUUUCCUAAAUCUUUGAUAAUCUAACAAGGAUUGUGUUUUAAAGCAUCUCAGUAUUUUUAGAUCCUAACACCCAAUGCCUUUAAAUGGCUAUAGAUGCUUAAUACCCAGUAUUCUUUUCUCACUUUUAGGUGGAAUUUGUUUUCAUCCUGUUGUGAAUAACAUCAGAUUUCAUUACUACUUCUUGCAGCAUAAGACCUAUUUCCUUAUACGUGAUUUUCUUACAUGUGAAGGAAUAUUAAGUUAAAAGUUAGUUUUAACAUUAAUCAUUCUAUGUGUGGUAAAACUUUAAAUUUCUGAAAAAUUAAAUUUGUAGUUCAGUUUAAUGCCUAAUGUAAACUAUGAGCCAUGGUAUACGGGAACUGUCUAGAAUGGGUGAUAGUUUUUUUUUUUAUCCUCCAGGCUUAUUUCAUAGUUGAAAUGUGUUUCAUUUGCAUUUGAAGUGCCAGUGCACUGUAUUUUGAGUUGUAGUGAAGUUUCUUUUGUGUUACUGUCACUUUUUUUUUUUAUUACAAGUGUUUUUGUUUUAUUUUAGAACACAAUAAUCACUUGGCUUCAUUAUGGCCUGUGGACACAUACCUACUGUGGAUUUUUGCCUCUUCUAUAACAGUUGACAGUGAUAUUUAAACUUUUAGACAGAAUGUCUUAUAGUGAGAGCAGGGUAAAAUACUAAGAUGCCCAUUAGAAAUUUAGCCCACCUCACUCUUCCUAUUCCGUCCCUCUCUUCACUAACAAAAAAAGCCUUGAGUGAUGUACAUUAUUCAGAUUUUGGGUGAAAUGCAUCAUUUCUAGAUUUCUUGUCUGUAGAUUUUUUUAUUAUACUUAAUGUGAAAAAGUGGUGGUGUGUCUAGAAGUGCUCCUCACUAUAAAAUAUUUGCUUUGAGGAUAGAAUAACAGGCACUAAGGAAUCUGGUUUU